Molecule: messenger RNA, 1064 nt
Organism: Nelumbo nucifera (sacred lotus)
Lineage: Eukaryota; Viridiplantae; Streptophyta; Magnoliopsida; Proteales; Nelumbonaceae
Product: ATP-dependent Clp protease ATP-binding subunit
Source: RefSeq, a predicted model, not a curated record
CUACAGACCUGUUUCAUAAAAUCUAAAAACGCGAAGUGGGUGAAAGACUGGAUUCCUCCACAUGAACUUGGAAGCUGAAGUGAUUGUGAUUCUUGUUUAGAGGCAAAAAAAGAAUCUCUCCGAUCUCUUUCCUUCGUACACUCAGAAUAAACUAUGCAGAUGGGGUGUAAGAUUAAUUCAAACCCUACAACUCUCAUCAAAUUCUCCACAAAAACAGCCAUCGUAUUCUCCUCAUUCAAUCCACUCCAACCAGGGCCAAGGAUUCGCCCAGUUACCUCCACUUUCUCUUCUCACAACCAAAACCAACAAGAACCCGUCACAACUAGCCCCACCACCACCACCCAAACUAAGUUGCCAAAGCCUGAGAAUUACAGUGUAAAGUUCAAGACACUGAGGGGCUGCAAGCUUGGCAUCUCCAGAUAUCCAGACUUCGAAUACAACGCAGAGGGAGGGACCGGGACAGGAACUGGGUUGAAGAGCGACUCUGGCCUCCCGAAUGAAAUUUCUGUAUCUUUUGAUCUGCAAACACUCUAUAUCCCACCACUGGCAAGUUCGACGACAAAGUUCCUGGGAUUGCCAUUGCCACCAUUUCUAAAGAUUGACAUUGUCCCAGAGCUCUUCCAAGGGACCAUCAACGAAGAAACUGGAAAGGUUGAUCUUGAAUUCAAGGCGAGAUUCUGGUUCUCCGUUGGGAAGAUCUACAGAGCACCUCCACUGGUGGUGGAGACCAUGCUGACAUCAGAGGAAUCGAAUGGGAAGAUGAGGAAGGGAAGAGGGACAAAGCUGGAUAGAGAAGGGAAGUGUAGGUUAGUUGGGGUGGCAACGGUUGUUCCUAUAAAUGAUGUUUUCAUGAAUUCCUUCCUCGGUCUUCCAACCGAAUGCCUUGCCGAUUUGAAUGCUAUAAUCAGUGUAUCUUGUUCCAGUUAGUCCCGAUGCAAACUCCAAAUUUCAUACACAAGCUUAAUCUUUCAUUCUUUCCAACAUGUAUCUUGUUUCGAUGUAAUAGAGAGAAGAAAAAAAAUGAGAACCACAUACAGUAGUAGCCUUCUGGAGCUUUACUUCCA